Messenger RNA from Humulus lupulus (European hop), 1583 nucleotides. RefSeq names its product protein ABA AND ROS SENSITIVE 1. The transcript is spliced from 10 exons. NCBI's taxonomy places the organism in Eukaryota, Viridiplantae, Streptophyta, Magnoliopsida, Rosales, Cannabaceae. Gene Ontology annotation, molecular function: zinc ion binding; nucleic acid binding. The record is from RefSeq and is a predicted model, not a curated record. Gene Ontology annotation, biological process: mitotic DNA replication checkpoint signaling; mitotic DNA damage checkpoint signaling; nuclear DNA replication. Gene Ontology annotation, cellular component: nucleus; spliceosomal complex. Bases 156 to 1232 code for a protein of 358 amino acids.
CUACAAAAGCUGUCUGGACAAAUUAUAGUUUUGGUAAGUGGGGUAUUUUGCUAUUUCCCUCUCUCGUUCGCUCCUUCCGUCGACUCCCUCUGCUCUCUGACUCUGACCACACAACACCAGUCACCAGUCACCAUUAAUUGUAGCUCAGAAGAAGGAUGGAUUAUAAAGCGAAAAGAAAGUCAUCGUUUCGUGAUAGAUUGAAUGAUCAGAAAAAAGACAAGCGCAUAGUUUCCCCUCUUGUAAGGUAUAAUGACAAUAAUCAGCCAGUAUGUAAGGUCUGCGAUAUCGUCUUGAAGUCCGAAUCCUUUUGGGAUGUACAUCAAGUUUCCCGUAAACAUCAUGAGGCAAUGAGUAAUUUCAAAGCCUCUGCAGCUGCAUUAAAUGCAGGAAACAAGGGAAAACCCGAGUCCCGUAAGGAGUUGCCUAAAUCUAAACAUGAAAAUUUUGAAGAGUUGGAAAACACUCGAUUUGAGAAUUCAGUAGCAUCAACUAGACCUCAGUUAUCAUCGGGGCUUCCUCCAAAUUUUUUUGAUAACAAUGACUCACAAAAGCCAAAUACAAGCACUCAACCUGAGCAUGCUAGAGCAUCAACCAAAUCUCAGUCGUCAUCUGGGCUUCCUCCAAACUUUUUUGAUGAUAGUGACUCACAAAAGGCAAAUACAAGCACUCGACCUGAGCAUUCUAGAGUAUCAACCAAACCUCAGUUGUCAGGGCUUCCUCCUAACUUUUUUGAUGACAGUAACUCUCAAAGGCCCAUUACAGGUACUGAGACAGAAAUUAUGAAGCCUGCCAAGGAGCUCACACAAACGUCACAAAUAGCUGGUUCUGAAGCAAAGCAAGUCAAGGGAGCUCUUCCAGAAGGAUUCUUUGAUAACAAGGAAGCCGACUUACUUGCAAGGGGCAUAAAGCCUGUUAAGCCAGAUGUCAAGGAUGAGUACAAAGAAUUUGAGAAGUUGAUUCAAGAGGACUUGCAAGAGGUGGACAAUCGUAUGGAAGAAGAGGAGAUUGAUGCUGCUGAAAUGAUUGAAGAAGCUGAAUCUGUUGAGCAAAAGACUUACAGAGAGAAAGUUGAAUUGUUGAGGAAGAAGAAGAUGGAGCUGAAGGCCGAUAGGUCUGCUAAGCGCAGCAAAGGUACAGAGGGUGUUAGUGCGAGGCCAAAACUUGAAGAAUCCUCUAGCGAUGAUGACAGUGAUGAGAAUUUCGCAGUUGAUUGGAGAGCUCAACAUUUGUGAGUAUCUUAUAUCACUCAAAGAGGUAAAGACAGAUCUGUCCUGAAAAGUCAACCUUCCAAAAUAGUUGUUAUCCGCAAAUGAUAUGUUCUUAAAGAGUUCAGGUCCAAUAUCAUGUCUAUUAUCGAGCUUGUUAUCACUCAUUGCAAAAUAAUUUUGUACACUCGCAUUAACUGAGAUAGCAAGAUAAGCAAAGCCAUUUCUCUAUAUCCGCGCAUAGUUGAAAUUUUGUCUUCAAUUUCUCCAAUCUCCAAUAUGUAUCACUCAUGUUUGAAUGACCACAUUAUUUGUAAUAUUAGCAAAAUUGUUAAUAUUUAAAAGUUAAUAAAUAUAUCCCAAUUAACAUCGGCACUA